UUGAAUACAACAAUGGAUUUAAUUAAAACUUUUGUAAUUUCCGUACUAGUGUUUGGAUUUUUAGAAAUUGGAUUUUCGAAUCCAAUUGAAACAAGCAAGUGCAACAAAGCACCUGAUGGCUAUUUUUUGUUUCAAAAUAGCUACUACAAAUAUCACAGCUACGCACAAACAUGGUAUAAUGCAUCAGAAACUUGUAAAAAAGAAGGAGGUGAUUUAGUGGUAGUUAAUUCAGAAGAUGAGGCCUCUUUAUUAAUUCGCUUAAUGGAAGAACAUCCGGCUGAUUCUGUUUGUUCGGAAGUUGGUUUCUAUUGCUGGAAAAACUAUAUUCUCGUAGGAUUUAGAAAAUAUACCGUAUUCCAGAUUAACUUAUUGCAAGAUGAACUCGAUUCACCUCUAAGAGAGAGCAAGUGGAAAACAGUUGAUGGGAAAUCACUCAACGAAUCAGGAUAUUCUCGUUGGGCUCCGGGUAAACCAAAUGAAUAUAGUGACGGCGAAAAUUGUGGAACAUUUUAUCGUUAUGGUGGUUUAAAUGAUUUUCCUUGCAUUUAUAGACAACCUUUUGUAUGCGAAAUUCCAGUCAACAAAUGUUUUGGAAAUAAGGAUGAGUCAAGGUCAACAAAGCCUGAACAGGGGGUGACUAAACCUUCUUCAGAAACAAGUUAUUACGGCUAUCACACUCAAAAUAAUGAUUAUUCGAUGGAGACAAAUACGCUGCCCGAACGGGAGGUGACUGAAUCUUCUCCAGAUUUUAAAUCUUUAACUGGUACCUUGAAACGUAAAUUGGCUAUAAUGAAAUCUGCUGAAAGGAUAAUGAAGCAUUUAGAUCCAGACUUUACAACUUCUUCAGUAAAUUUUGACGAUUUGGAGAAGGAAGUAGAACUGGCAAAGAUACGAGACGAAAAUCUGAAGCGUUUAUCUGAACUGGAAUUUCCAACUUCUGUAUUGAAUCAUGAAGCUUCAGCGAGUGAAGAACAUACAGUCAAGCCUUUUCACGCUAAGUGGAAAGCAAUGUGGAAAGACCGACAAAUAUGGUGAAUUGGUAACACCUAGUAAUUUAAGUACAGCCGGUAUUUGUACCGCUAAUCAUCAAUUAGUAGCUUUUAUAGUUUUAAUUGUAUUUUAUAAAAAUUUAUAAUUGUUGUUAAAUAAAAGUAAAAUUUUUC
Chrysoperla carnea is the source of this 1163-nucleotide messenger RNA. RefSeq lists its product as uncharacterized. The coding region runs from base 13 to 1035 and encodes 340 amino acids. The record is from RefSeq and is a predicted model, not a curated record. NCBI's taxonomy places the organism in Eukaryota, Metazoa, Arthropoda, Insecta, Neuroptera, Chrysopidae. The transcript is spliced from 3 exons.